This is a messenger RNA of Nelumbo nucifera (sacred lotus), 2020 nucleotides long. Its product is annotated as Leucine-rich repeat (LRR) family protein. Lineage: Eukaryota; Viridiplantae; Streptophyta; Magnoliopsida; Proteales; Nelumbonaceae. The record is from RefSeq and is a predicted model, not a curated record. Gene Ontology annotation, molecular function: protein binding.
AAAAAGGCCAAACAACGCACAUUCUAAGGGUUGAGAGACAAACUCCAUAGUCCAUAUAUUUGAUAUUUCUCAUCCCUCCCAGAGAGAUAGAGAGAGGGAACAGUAUUACAGUAGUGUAAAGACUAAGUGAUUCACCUCUGGAACUCUGAAGUUCUGACCCCUCUCUCUCUCUCUCACUCUAUUAAGCGUCACUGUCGAAGACCCACCGACCGUCUAUCAUGGGAUCGCUUCCAUCCUUCCUUUGAUCCUCUUCUCUUCUCAGGCUGCCACUCCUUACUCCCCGCCUCCAUGAUUCUCUCUGUUUCACUCUCUCUGAGACUAAAACAGCAGACCCCAUAACCCUUCUCCAUUGUUACUUCUUUCUUUGUUUCUCUCUGCUGGCUCGCUCUCAUGGCCCGAAUUACUACUCCUUUAUGUCUCCUGCUAUUUCUCCUGUUUAUUCACAAUUCCUUCCAACAGCCGCUCAGCAAUGUCGAUCUCGGGGCCCUUCAGACCAUUAAGAACAGUCUAACGGAUCUCCCUGGCUCUGAUUUCUUCUCCACCUGGGACUUCAGUUCAACAGAUCCCUGCAACACAUUUUCCGGCAUAAUCUGCUCCCUGGACGACAAUGUCACUCCUCCUCUGCUCCGCAUCGACACUCUCACACUUGGCACCGGCCUCGCCGACUCACCCGGACUUACCGGCUCACUCACCCCUUCCCUUUCCAAUCUCGACGCCUUAACCCAACUCAUCCUCUACUCCGGCAUUGCCUCCGGUCCCAUCCCUUCCGAACUGGGCAACCUCAAAAACCUCCGAGUCAUCUCCUUAACCAACAACCGCUUAUCCGGUCCAAUUCCCACCACCUUGGCGACUCUUCCCAACCUACACACUCUCGAUCUCAGCGGCAACCAGCUCAGCGGUUCAAUUCCAGCGGGCCUCGCCGGGUUAACCGAGCUCAGAGUCCUGAUCCUGGCGUCCAACAGCCUCUCCGGAGAGCUGCCGGACGUGACCACUCAGCUCCUCCACCUGGACCUGAAGCAGAACAACUUCUCGGGACGGCUGCCGUCACUGCCGUCGUCCCUCCGUUACUUCUCCGUCUCCCAGAACCAGAUGUGGGGCCCACUCGACGCACUGGAUCCCCUCUCCGAGUUAGUGUACCUCGACCUGAGCAUGAACCAGUUCAACGGCAGCAUCCCAGAGUCACUGUUUCAUUAUAGGCUGUCAUCAAUGCUGCUGCAACGGAACAAUUUAUCAGGUGGGAUACCGAGAGCAGUGUCCGUUGAUGUCACAUCGUACGGUGAGGGCUCGGUCGUGGACCUGAGCCAUAACUUUCUGUCGGGAGAGUUAUCAUCAGUCCUGGCAGGUGUGGAAAGCGUGUUCUUGAAUAACAACCAUUUGAUGGGAAUCGUGCCGGAGGAUUACGCAAGAAGCGUAUACGAGGGCAACAUGAAGACGUUGUACCUGCAGCACAACUUCUUCUCCGGCUUCCCUUUGGAUUCCGGGCUGUCCUUGCCCGACUCCGUCUCAUUGUGCUUGUCUUACAACUGCAUGGUCCCGCCGGUGGGGCUCACAGCAUGUCCCGCGAGCGCCGGCGACCAGCUUUGGAGGCCGGCGUAUCAGUGCUCGGUGUACAACAACGGCACCACCGUAGAGGGUGAACCAUAGAGACUGACUUCAAUUGGAUUGUGCGUGAGUGUUUUCACUCUUUUCUCUUUUUUUUUUUUUUACCUUUCUUUAUAUUUGUGGGGUUUUUGUUGUCAUUUUUGCGGUGGUGGAUGUUUUGGUCUUGGGUGAAGGAUCUCUUUUGCUUGUUUUUUUUAUUAGUUCAUUCUGACCUUCUGUAAGGGAGGAAGAGUGGGAGAGUGAUGAUACAAAGGUAGGCACGAGGAGUGGUGUAUAGUGAGUGAGUGGGGAUUGUGGUUUGUUUUCAGUUUUUCCCUUCUUACUAUUAACAAGCAAGCAUGUUCAUAAAAGGUGGAACUAAGAUUGUAUUUGUAUGUGUUGUAAUUGGAAAGGGCAAAAUAUAUAAAGCCUUUUUUUU